CUUAUUGUAACUUGUCCAAGAGAAUUUAUCUCAGUAUUUAAAAACUAAUACUGAAUGAGGAAUCCUGUCAUCAUACGUUUGAAGACCACGAAUGACAAUUAUCACAUGAGAAGCUCUUUUUGCCACGGGGGAGCUGCGCGGCAUGAGUCGAGCGCAGCCUCAGACCGGCCCGUCCUGCCCGCUCGCUCGCCCUCUGCCGACGAGGCCAUUUCCUGCGUUCGGUGCCCAAGCACCAGCCCUGGGAUUCUCCGGGGCAGGGGGCUGCCGCGAAGGCGUGCGGCCGGGAGCGGGCUCCCCCUGCAGCAGCCCGAGUGUCUCCGCCGGCCGGUCCGAGCUCGCCGUGCCGGCGCCUCGGGGCCGGGCGCCCCGCUGGCGCGGUCCCGCCCGCUGACAGGCGGCGGCGGGGCGCGUUCCCGCAGGCCUCGGGGCGGGCCCUGCGGGCAACCGCACCGCCCAGCCCGUUGCCGGGCAACCGUCACCACCUUCCCAAGAUGCCCCGGUGACCGUCCCCGCUGGGCUCCCGUCCGGGAGUGCCUGUCGCCAUCUUGUGCCUCGGCGGGGCGGGGCCCGGCAGGCCGCCAUGGAGAUGAUACAGGAAAUCGACUGAGGUUCCAGCUGGAGUUGGAAUUUGUUCAAUGUCUGGCAAACCCCAAUUAUCUCAACUUUCUUGCACAAAGGGGCUACUUCAAAGACAAAGCUUUUGUAAAUUAUCUUAAAUAUUUACUAUACUGGAAAGAACCCGAAUAUGCAAAAUACCUGAAGUAUCCUCAGUGUUUGCAUAUGUUAGAGCUGCUCCAAUAUGAACACUUUCGCAAAGAACUGGUAAAUGCUCAGUGUGCUAAGUUUAUUGAUGAGCAACAGAUUCUUCACUGGCAACACUAUUCACGGAAGAGAAUGCGCCUCCAGCAGGCACUUGCAGAGCAGCAGCAACAAAACAAUACCUCUGUAAAAUGAAAAAUGCUUGGAAGAGUGAUGAUAAGGUGUACUUCAAGUAUUUACAAAAGAGGAAUGAACUGUUUUGUAGGUUUGGCUGUGUGUGUGUAUUUGUCAAAUGAGGUUUUUUCUUUCACCUACUGUACCGACUUUUUAAAGAUAAAGACUGACACAUCUACUUCUGCAAUUUAUUUUGAAGCAUGGAAAAUCUUGAAAAUUACUUUAGGUAUUUGUUCCUAUGGAUUUUGUAAACAAAACAUAGUUUUUGAGGGCACUAUCAUGUACGUAUCAUAACAAAAAGUGUAGUUCAGCAGUCUCUCCUUAGUAGGCAUGUUCCCUGGAGAACAAUGUGUCUUGAAGUUUGGCUAAGAGCUGCCUCAUGUACCCCUUUCUACAACCGCAGGAAGAGCAAACUUGAAGUAAUUGUGAUUGCUGCACAAAAUUUAAUUUGUGGAUUUUUGCCUUGAAACAGAGAUGAGUUACUAUUUGUUAUUUCUGUUUACCUGGUAAUCAUUGUUUCUGGGGUUCUUAGAGGGCUUUCCUGGCAGUGUUUUUUAGAGACCAAAAUUGAAGUGUGAAGAAACAAGAGCUGCAAGAUUAGAGCAGAGAUAAGUAAUAAACUUUGUGAAUACCCAAAAA
This is a messenger RNA of Cygnus olor (mute swan), 1572 nucleotides long. It is a transcript of the gene MED31, whose product is annotated as mediator complex subunit 31. Gene Ontology annotation, cellular component: mediator complex; core mediator complex. Bases 55 to 954 code for a protein of 299 amino acids. The record is from RefSeq and is a predicted model, not a curated record. Gene Ontology annotation, biological process: regulation of transcription by RNA polymerase II. Lineage: Eukaryota; Metazoa; Chordata; Aves; Anseriformes; Anatidae. The transcript has 4 exons. Gene Ontology annotation, molecular function: transcription coregulator activity.